Messenger RNA from Chenopodium quinoa (quinoa), 1807 nucleotides. RefSeq names its product gamma aminobutyrate transaminase 3, chloroplastic-like. The transcript is spliced from 20 exons. NCBI's taxonomy places the organism in Eukaryota, Viridiplantae, Streptophyta, Magnoliopsida, Caryophyllales, Amaranthaceae. The record is from RefSeq and is a predicted model, not a curated record. Gene Ontology annotation, biological process: biotin biosynthetic process. Gene Ontology annotation, molecular function: pyridoxal phosphate binding; S-adenosyl-L-methionine:8-amino-7-oxononanoate transaminase activity. The coding region runs from base 172 to 1659 and encodes 495 amino acids.
GAUUCUCUAAGUACACCAUACUCUAACUUGAACUCUUCAACAUUUCUCUCUUUUUUUGGAUAUUUUGAAAAAUUUUCUCUCUUUUAAGAUAAAUCCGUGAAAAUGAGACAUUUGAUUCAAUCAACGUUCAAAGCAAUCAAGAGGCACCGGCAAGUCUAAGCGGUGGAAGCCAUGAACCAAAGCCAUUCGAAUUCAAAUGUGAAGCAUGCUGUCAAUAAUGGUACUCGAGCCUUAUAUCUGGCCAGAUAUACCAGUAGUGAUGCAUCACUGGACUCAACUACAGAAAGCAAAAAAAGUUUCAAAGGACAUGAUAUGCUGGCACCUUUCACUGCUGGGUGUCAAUCGACUGAUACACAUCCAUUGGUGAUAGAUAAGUCUGAGGGUUGCUACGUGUACGAUAUUGAAGGCAACAAAUAUCUUGAUUCUCUUGCUGGUCUGUGGUGCACAGCCUUAGGAGGAAAUGAAUCUCGACUUGUUUCUGCUGCAACAUCACAGUUGAAUAAGUUGCCAUUCUACCACUCAUUUUGGAAUCGAACUACCAAAGUGUCUUUAGAUCUUGCUGAGGAGCUUGUAGAAAUGUUUACAGCAAGAAAAAUGGCCAAAGCUUUUUUUGUAAAUAGUGGAUCAGAAGCCAAUGAUACUCAGGUUAAGCUGGUUUGGUAUUACAACAAUGCACUCGGAAGACCAGAUAAGAAAAAAUUUAUUGCUCGAUCGAAAUCAUACCAUGGCUCCACCCUAAUAGCUGCUAGCUUAUCAGGACUUCCUGCCUUGCAUCAACAAUUUGAUUUGCCAGCUCCAUUUGUUUUGCACACUGAUUGUCCUCAUUAUUGGCGCUAUCAUCUUCCAGGUGAAACAGAGGAGGAGUUUGCUACCAGGUUGGCCAAUAAUCUAGAAAAUCUUAUCCUCAAAGAGGGACCAGAGACGAUUGCUGCAUUUAUUGCUGAGCCUGUUAUGGGAGCAGGAGGUGUAAUUCCUCCCCCGGCAACAUACUAUGACAAGGUUCAACCGAUAUUGAAGAAAUAUGACAUCCUCUUUAUUGCAGAUGAGGUUAUCUGUGCAUUUGGAAGACUUGGUGAAAUGUUUGGUUCUGAUAAAUACAACCUCAAACCAGACCUUGUCUCCAUGGCUAAGGCUUUGUCUUCAGCUUACAUGCCCAUUGGAGCCAUUCUAGUAAGUCCUGAAAUCUCAGAAGUUAUAAACACUCAAAGCAGCAAACUUGGUUCCUUUUCUCAUGGAUUCACGUAUUCUGGGCACCCGGUCUCUUGCGCUGUUGCACUCGAAGCACUGAAGUUGUACAAGGAAAGAAAUAUUGUUGAGCGUGUAAGGAAACUUGCACCAAAAUUUCAAGAUGGAAUUAGAACUUAUGCUGACAGUCCUAUCAUUGGGGAGAUAAGAGGAACUGGCUUAAUUCUUGGAACUGAAUUCACGGACAACAAGUCACCAAAUGAUCCAUUUCCUCCUGAAUGGGGAAUCGGUGCAUAUUUUGGGGCACAGUGCCAGAAGCAUGGAAUGUUAGUUCGUGUGGCCGGUGAUAACAUUAUGAUAUGCCCUCCACUAGUUAUCUCCGAGGGAGAAAUUGAUGAGUUAAUUACCAAAUAUGGGAAAGCACUGAAGGACACUGAGGAGAGAGUGAAGGAGCUGAAGGCCCAGAAGAAGUAAGGAUCCUUGCUGGGUUGAUAAUGGCGAAAAUGAAGUUCUUCCAUAUUUUCUUAUGUAAAUUAAGGGUUCCUUGUGAUGACAUAAUAGUCAUUGUAAGAAUAUUACUCCGUACUAUGCCUUAAUUAAUAAAUGCAUUAUUUCCAGACCA